Molecule: messenger RNA, 949 nt
Organism: Tachyglossus aculeatus (Australian echidna)
Lineage: Eukaryota; Metazoa; Chordata; Mammalia; Monotremata; Tachyglossidae
Product: cytochrome c oxidase assembly protein COX19
Exons: 3
Coding region: 136-414 (92 amino acids)
Biological process (GO): mitochondrial respiratory chain complex IV assembly
Cellular component (GO): mitochondrial intermembrane space
Source: RefSeq, a predicted model, not a curated record
CGGCGCUCCGCCGCUCGGGCCUGGGCCCGCGGCUCGACGGCUCGGCGCUCGUCCUGCUGGCCUGGGGGCCCGGCCUCCUCGCCCUUCUCCGUCCGCCUGAGGCGACGCCGUGGCCCCCACACCCCCGCCGCCAUCAUGUCGACCGCCAUGACGUUCGGCACCAAGAACUUCCAGCCGCGGCCCCCGGACAAGGGCGCCUUUCCGCUCGACCACUUCGGUGAAUGUAAGAUUUUCAAAGAGAAAUUCAUGAACUGCCUUCGUGCUAAUCAUUUUGAAAGUACUUUGUGCAGAAAUGAGUCAAAGGAAUACCUAGAAUGCAGAAUGGAGAAGCAGCUAAUGGCUCAUGAAUCACUGGAAAAGCUGGGAUUUAGAGAUCUAAUAGAUGAAAAAGCAGAAGCAAAAAAUAAUUCAUAACUAAAAGAAGACAAUUUCAUCAUGCCAUGUCUCACAAGAAUACUCUGUAGUAGUGCAUUCUGUGCAUGGUUCGGCCUCUCUGAUUCUUUAAUGUGAUUCUUUGUUUCUAAAAUCGCCUGUAAGAGUUUCAGGGGGGAAAGUGAACUAAUACAGAGUGGUUCUAAAUUAUCUUCAGGGAUGAACGUUUUUGUUUUGUUUUAAGAAACAUGGGAAUUUAUUUUAAUCACUUUUUUAAAAAAUUGGCCAGAAUUAAGACCACAUAAAUUGCACAUUGUUAAUUCCAUUUUAUAGAUGUAGAGCCUAUUUAAGAUAUAUUUAGGGAAAGGGAAAUAAAUGACCUUUCAAGGUACCAAGUAGUAAACUAUCUGGGAGCACGAACUUUCCACCUUGUGAUCAAAAACAGCUUUUAUUGUCUCUCAUUUUAUAUCCAAACCAUAUUUUAUUUGUCUUAGGUUAUUUCAGCUUUAGGCCUGUUUUGGUAUGCUUGAUGCCAAAGGAAUGUCAUUGUUUAUAAAUAGAUGCCUUUGACCUCCUA